UUCAAAAAAGAACACUGUGAAGUCGAAGGGAAGAACAGGUGAAGUCGACAGUGAACAAAGGAGAAAGGAAGAAGAAGAAGAAAGGAAGAAGUAGGAACUCACCUCGGAAUGACGUCCGAAGAAGGAACGAAGUCGACGAACGAAGACCCAGAUGCUUCGACUUCGGACGAAGAAGACCCAGAAGACCCAGACGUCGAUGAACGAAGUCGAUCUAGGGUUUGGACUUCUUAUUUAGUAAUUAACUUUGUCGAUGAAGGGCCCAGAUGAUUCGAACGAAGUCGAUGAAGGGCCCAGAUGAUUCGAACUGAAAUCAGGCCAAAAUCUAAUGACGCGUCGCUUCUUUUCGCCUCACGCUUCAUCGCCUAAGCCUCGCGUCUCCAUCGCCUCACCAUUUCACCUCGCCUCGCCUUAAGGUGUGUGAAGCGCCUCGCCUCGCCUCGCCUCGCUUAGCGCUUAGGCUCGCCUCUGAUAACAGUGGUAUAGAAUGAGGAGAGUCGUUGGUCUGCUAUGAUGUCCCCUGUCUCUACUGACCGCUCAGUAUUACUGUCUGCUCCUCGAGAUGGCCUCAGCCUGACUCCCAUCCCUUCGUCUGCUACUAAGGAUUCUGUAUUCUGUGAUUAUUGCAAGAAGCCGCGGCAUACUCGUGAGACGUGUUGGAAGCUUCAUAGGACUCCAUCCAGGGGUCGAGGUGAUCGGUCUGGUUCUCGAGGAGGUCGGUCAGGCCAGUCUAGAGGACGUGGUUCCUAUUCCCGGGCUCAUCAGUCUAGUGCCGUUGAUACACUUGAUUCUAAUUCUGCUUCUGUUGGCCAAGCUUCUGAUGCUGAGCUGGAGGAUGCUUUGCGCCAAUUGUUGGACCGCCGGUCUUCUACUGCUCUCAGUACAGCUUCCUCGUCCUUUGCCCGCUCAGGACCUUGUCACGAGGAGGACAAUUGGCAGUGGUAGUGCAGAAAAUGGUCUCUACUUCCUGGAUCAACCGGACAAACUUGCUUAUUCUUCCACUACGUCUUCUACUAACCCCGCCAAUUUAUGGCUGUGGCAUCGUCGUCUUGGGCAUCCUUCCUUUUAUUUACUUAAGCAUUUAUUUCCAUCUGGUUUCGCAAAUCAUCAUGUGUCUGACUUUCUUUGUGAGUCUUGUCAACUUGGAAAACAACACAAAGCUUCUUUUGCUCCUAGUUUGAAUAAAAGUUUAGUUCCUUUUUCAUUAAUACAUUCUGAUGUAUGGGGUCCCUCUCGUGUUA
Molecule: messenger RNA, 1238 nt
Organism: Camellia sinensis
Lineage: Eukaryota; Viridiplantae; Streptophyta; Magnoliopsida; Ericales; Theaceae
Source: RefSeq, a predicted model, not a curated record